Molecule: messenger RNA, 2073 nt
Organism: Thalassophryne amazonica
Lineage: Eukaryota; Metazoa; Chordata; Actinopteri; Batrachoidiformes; Batrachoididae
Gene: mat1a
Product: methionine adenosyltransferase I, alpha
Biological process (GO): S-adenosylmethionine biosynthetic process
Cellular component (GO): cytosol
Molecular function (GO): methionine adenosyltransferase activity; ATP binding
Source: RefSeq, a predicted model, not a curated record
CCUGGUGUUGUGUGCCAUAGACUUUGGACUGGCUGCAGGGCCACUCUGUCUCUUAUUUGUCUCUUCAAGAGAAUCAGCAGGGAUAAAAGCGGCCUUCAAAUCUCUGUGGACUGCUGCUGGUGGGAACUUAGUUACCUUCUCCGCUCGAGUGCACCAGUGAGUACCUGGCCAGUGAGGACAAUGUAUGAUCUCCCAGAAGAUGGAUCUUUCAUGUUCACAUCAGAGUCGGUAGGAGAGGGGCAUCCAGAUAAGAUCUGUGACCAGAUCAGCGAUGCCGUUUUGGACGCUCACCUGAUGCAGGACCCAGACGCCAAAGUGGCCUGUGAGACAGUGUGUAAGACCGGCAUGGUGUUACUUUGUGGAGAGAUCACAUCUCGAGCCAACGUGGAUUACCAGAAGGUGGUGAGGGCUGCAAUCAAAAACAUCGGUUAUGACAACUCUGAAAAAGGUUUUGACUAUAAGACGUGCAAUGUGCUGGUGGCUCUGGAGCAGCAGAGUCCGGACAUCGCUCAGGGAGUCCACAUCGAUAGAGAGGAGGAAGAUAUCGGAGCAGGAGACCAGGGUCUGAUGUUUGGCUACGCGACAGAUGAGACAGAGGAGUGCAUGCCUCUCACUAUCGUCUUGGCGCACAAACUCAAUGCAAAGAUGGCUGAACUCAGACGUAAUGGCGUCAUCCCUUGGCUCCGCCCUGACACUAAAACACAGGUGACAGUACAUUAUGAACAGAAGGAUGGAGCUGUGAUCCCAAAGAGAGUCCACACCAUCGUGAUCUCUGCCCAACAUGACGACAAUGUCACCCUUGAGGAGCAACAGAGGGCCCUGAAGGAGAAGGUGAUCAACGCUGUUGUUCCUGCUAAAUAUCUGGACGACAAAACCAUCUACCACCUCCAGCCUAGCGGCCGAUUCGUCAUCGGAGGACCACAGGGUGACGCUGGUGUAACAGGCAGGAAGAUCAUCGUUGACACAUACGGAGGUUGGGGUGCUCACGGUGGCGGCGCUUUCUCCGGCAAAGAUGUCUCUAAAGUGGACCGCUCCGCUGCCUACGCGGCUCGCUGGGUGGCCAAGUCGCUAGUCAAAGCCAAGUUGUGUAGGAGGGCGUUGGUUCAGGUGUCCUACGCUAUUGGAGUGGCGCAGCCUUUGUCCAUCUCCGUGUUCACCUUCGGCUCCUCAGAGAAAAGCGAGACAGAGCUGCUUCAUAUCGUCAACACCAACUUUGACCUGCGGCCAGGAGUUAUUAUAAGGGAACUGAACCUGAAGAGGCCAAUCUACCAGCAGACAGCGGCAUACGGCCACUUUGGUCGACCAGAAUUUAGUUGGGAGGUCCCGAAAAAGCUUAUUUACUAAUUAUGCCACCCGUUGGUCCUACUCAGUUUUGUUGUAUGAACUACAACUGCCAACUCCAACUGAAAGGACUAGGGUUACUUUUUUAUUAUUAAAAUCAAAAGCCAAAGUUAGGGAUAUGACAGGCAUGAUUUGAGAUUUUGGUGUCAACGUUUUUGGGGCAACAACAUAAUUGAUGUGGUAUUGUGUUGGUAGCCUCCAGUUACAGAAAAACAUCCCAGAGGAUAUCUCAGUUAGGCCAAUUGCCACACAUAAUUUUGGACCACGACUACCAAAUUGUGGCAGGUUCUAGGGAUAGUCUUGGACACUCUGGAUAAGUCAUGACUAAACAAGAUGCUGCCAUGACUGUUUCAAACUGUUGAAAACUUUUAUAAGUCCUCUUGCUGCCACCCUGUGGUCUUGUUUCAUCUUGCUGCCAUCUUGAAAGCAAUCGUGGGCAUUACUGGAAAUUAAUUUCAAGUCAGGGUUACAUGUUUGUUGUUAAUGUUGCAGUGCCGUACAGGACUCACGAUAGUCUUUAUGCUGCAAUCUUUCUGGAGCCUUGCUGUUGUAAUAAGGUCACAGUGUUAGCAUGUGGUCAUGAUUAAUCGCAACUUUGACACAGACAGUCGUGGUCAAAACCGUGUAUAUGAGAAUGUGUCCUUUAAUUUUACCUCACAAAACAUCCAGACAUGGAUGCUUUAAAAAUAUAUGCACAGUCACUCAUCAAAAUUUUCCUGAGUUAGACAAAAA